GACGUCACUUCCGGUGUACACAGCCGGUCCGGGCGGCCGCGGGGGAGCCGGGGCGCGUCGCAGGAAAUGACUUAGAGGCCUUAUGAUCCACCCGUGCUGCUUGCUUCAGACUUUACAACCGAGGGCCAACCUGGUCUGGAAGCACUUACUAAUGUUCCAAGGAAACUGCUACCUCAGCAAGCAAAAGGAAAGAGAAGAUAUAACAAAUGCCCUGUUUAGGGAAAACUUGUUUUCAGAGAACAUUACAAGAAGUUUUGAAGUUUUUAGCGUUGCAAGUGAGUGGAUCUGACAGGCAGGCUCUGUCAGAACCCUGCGGAGGUUUGUUCCUCCCCAGGACUUGGUGAAACAACCCUGUACUGCUUUUUAAACUGCUGUUGAUCAGCUUGUGAUUCUAACUUUUUUCGUAUAUUAAAGAUACAUAAUAUUACAUUUUAAAAAGUUAAGUUAUUUUUCUGCCAUUGUAAAUAUAAGUAUCAAAAUAUUGCAAAGCAAUUAUAAGUGAACAUUUUUUCCAACAAGCAUCUUUUUACUAAGAAUAGUAUGCUAAACAAUUCUUAUAAUGACAUUUGGAUGCUUAUUUUUUUGUCAGUGGUCCUUCCUACACUGAAAAUACUAAUUAUAUAAACCUGUUGUCCUUCUCGCCUCUAUGUUGGAUCACAUGGUCACCUGCCUCAUGGAAAUGCCUUUUUUAAAAGCUAUAUUUGCAGAACUCCACUAUUUUUAUACUUAGCAACAGUUUUGGGAAAAAAAGAACUCAGAACUCUGAGCUGCUCCCGGCCCUGGGACACUUUCCCUCCCGCAUGUACUGCUGCAGCGCCCAGGACAGUAAAAUGGACUACAAGCGGCGCUUCCUGCUUGGCGGGUCCAAGCAGAAGGUACAGCAGCACCAGCAGUACCCGAUGCCCGAGCUGGGCCGAGCGCUGAGUGCUCCCCUGACGUCCACCUCUGCUCCCCUGGGCAGCCUGACCGCUGCAGGCAGCUGCCACCAUGCUGUGCCCCACUCCACCCCUAUCGCCGACAUCCAGCAGGGCAUCUCAAAGUACCUGGAUGCUCUCAACGUCUUCUGCCGCGCCAGUACUUUCCUCACCGAUCUCUUCAGCACUGUAUUCAGGAACUCUCACUACUCCAAGGCCGCCAUGCAGCUCAAAGAUGUGCAGGAGCACGUCAUGGAAGCAGCCAGCCGGCUGACCUCAGCCAUAAAGCCCGAGAUUGCCAAGAUGCUGAUGGAGCUCAGUGCUGGGGCCGCCAGCCUCACCGACCAGAAGGAGUUCAGUCUGCAGGACAUGGAGGUACUGGGGCGAUGUUUCCUGACAGUGGUGCAGGUCCACUUCCAGUUUCUGACCCAUGCAUUGCAGAAGGUCCAGCCAGUGGUUCACUCUUGCUUCACUGAGGCAGUUGUGCCAGAAAAGAAGAACAGCAGUGGUGGUAGCGGCUUAACUGGAAUGGGCCACACGCCUGAACUGGAGGAAGCUGUGCGAUCCUGGCGGGGGGCUGCUGAGGCAACAUCUAGACUAAGAGAAAGAGGCUGUGAUGGCCGCUUGGCGGGCAUUGAAGUUCAACAACUCUUCUGUUCUCAAACGGCAGCGAUUCCUGAGCACCAGCUAAAAGAGCUAAACAUGAAAAUCGACAGUGCUUUGCAAGCAUAUAAGCUAGCUCUGGAAAGCUUAGGCCACUGUGAGUAUGCGAUGAAAGCAGGCUUCCACCUGAAUCCCAAGGCCAUUGAAGCCAGUUUGCAGGGCUGCUGUAGUGAAGCGGAAGCGCAGCAGACGGGGCGAAGGCAGACGCCUCCGCAGCCCAUGCAGUGUGAGCUCCCCACCGUCCCCGUGCAGAUAGGGCCUCAUCUCCUGAAGGGUGUCUCCUUUAAUGAGCCGGCUGCCGACAACCUGAAGCUUAAGACGCAUACAAUGUUACAGCUCCUCAAGGAAGCAGGCUGCUACAAUGGAAUCACACCUAGGGAUGAUUUUCCUGUGACUGAAGUUCUGAAUCAGGUGUGUCCAUCCACCUGGCGGGGUGCCUGCAAGACUGCUGUGCAGCUCCUGUUUGGCCAAGCUGGACUGGUGGUGGUUGACACAGCACAGAUUGAAAAUAAAGAGGCCUAUGCCCCCCAAAUCAGCUUAGAAGGCUCCAGAAUUGUGGUUCAAGUCCCAUCCACAUGGUGCCUGAAGGAAGACCCUGCAACCAUGUCCCUGCUGCAGAGAAGCCUCGAUCCUGAGAAGACCCUGGCUCUGGUAGACGUGCUCUACACAGCUGUGCUGGACCUAAACCGCUGGAGGGCAGGAAGGGAACAAGCUCUACCUUGCAUACAGAUCCAGCUGCAAAGGGAGAUCUGUGAUUUUGGGAACCAGACUGACCUGCCUUCUGGAAAUGGAAACAAAUCUUCAGGGGGCCUGCAGAAGACGUUCUCCAAGCUGACGUCCCGAUUCACCAAGAAAGCUUCGUGUACCAGCUCUAACAGCAGCACAAACUAUUCUAUCCCAAGUACUCCUUCCAAAAAUGUGUUCAUGGCUGGGUGUUCAGAAGAGAAGGCCAAAAUGCCCAGCAAUAUUGAUACACGGUUACAAAGCAUUUUGAACAUUGGUAACUUCCCUAGGACUACAGACCUUUCACAGUCUGCUCAGAAUUCCAGUAACCCAGUAGCCAAUGGUUUUCCCCUGGAGAGACGAGAACACUUCCUGCAGGGGGAUGACAGCAAGGAUGAGAAGGGUAUGAACUUACCAACAGACCAGGAGAUGCAGGAAGUAAUAGAUUUUCUCUCUGGCUUUAAUAUGGGCCAGUCACAUCAGGGCUCUCCACUGGUGACAAGGCGUAAUUCUACUACCACAGCCAUGGUGACUGAGCAGAAGGCAGGAGCCGUGCAACCACAGCAGCCAUCACUGCCAGUACCCCCUCCACGGCCACCCCAGGCUGGGGCACAGACGCCUCUGACACUCCAGCCAGGUCUGGCACCUCAGCAGCAGUCCCCAAAGCAACACCAGCCCCAGGUCCAAUACUAUCAACACCUGCUCCAACCCAUUGGGCCACAGCAGCCCCCGCCUCAACCUAGGACACCUGGAAAAUGGAUACAUGGCUCAUCCCAGCAAUCAUCACAGGCUGUGGGCGCAGGUCUGUCUCCUCUUGGUCAGUGGCCUGGCAUAUCUGAUCUCAGCUCUGACUUGUACAGCUUGGGCCUAGUGAGCAGCUAUAUGGAUAAUGUGAUGUCAGAAGUUUUGGGACAGAAGCCACAGGGACCUAGAAAUAACACCUGGCCGAACCGUGACCAAAGUGAUGGUGUCUUUGGAAUGCUGGGAGAGGUUCUACCUUUUGAUCCUGCAGUGGGCUCAGACCCAGAGUUUGCACGCUAUGUGGCAGGAGUAAGCCAGGCCAUGCAACAGAAGCGACAUGCCCAGCACGGCCGCCGUCCAGGCAACCCUCGGGGCAACUGGCCACCCAUGGAUGAUGCCCAUCGGACCUGGCCUUUGCCAGAGUUCUUCACGGAAGGGGAUGGCCUACACAGUGGCUGGUCAGGUGCUCAGGGAGACUCCGCCAGUUCCAGUGACGAGACCUCUUCAGCCAACGGAGACAGCUUGUUCUCCAUGUUUUCAGGGCCUGACCUCGUCGCUGCCGUCAAGCAGAGAAGGAAACACAGCAGUGGAGAGCAAGAGACCAGCACGUUGCCCUCACCACCCCUCCUCACUACCGUGGAGGACGUGAACCAGGAUAACAAAACCAAAACGUGGCCACCCAAAGCACCAUGGCAGCACCCUUCCCCGCUGCCCAGCACGCUGCCCAGCCCAGGUGCACCACUCUAUGCAGUCGCCAGCCCUGGCAGCCAGUGGAAUGACACCAUGCAGAUGUUGCAGUCUCCUGUGUGGGCUGCAACCAGCGGCUGCAGUACCGCCUCCUUCACCUCUGUGCAGACCCCUCCACAGCCCCCAGCACCAACCCCACCAGCACACAGGGCAGCACCCAAGGGCUUCAAGGCCUUCCCGGGGAAGGCUGAGCGCAGGCCAGCCUACUUGCCCCAAUACUGACCAUAGCCAGCUUGCUGCCAGCCCAGAGCUGUGGGGCAAGUGUCCCUGCCCCAGGGCUGACUAGCUGACACCAGCCCCCCACAAGGACCAGUGUACCCCUGACCCAAGGAGGGGAAUGUUCCUUGGGGUCAGGAGUGAUUGGCAGCUCCAAGCCUUUAAACUUACAGUCUGGUUUCUCAAUCUUUGAAGGCAGCUGACCCCUGGAAGCCAGCUGAAAAUGGAGAUGUCUGACACUCAGGGGGGAUGCUGGAUAAUCUGUAUGCUUAAUAAGCACCCCUAGUGAUCCUGGUGCAGGUGGCCAGAGGCCACACUUGGAGAAACACAGUCCUAAGGUUGUCAGCCCUGCUGAGUUGGGAGGAAAACAUGGCCAUUCUCUGAAACCCUCUUCUCUUUCUCCUCUUUAACACACUGAGUGGAGACCCCUCCUAUCACCGAUUCCUUAACAAUUUUCAUGUUAGGUUUUCGGUUAAAACAUCUCCUGCCUAAAAUGCAUCGGAUAUUUUAAAACAACAGAUACACUGGCAGAGGUUCGCUCAGCACUGUCUUCAUUCUACUGUGCACAAGACACUGAUAGAACAGUCACCUGACUUCUCGUGGGUGGGCAGCCCUCUCCUCAAGGGCAGGGUUGUGAAGCAGUUGUCGGAGGUAUGUUCCGGUGGUGCACCGAGAGGGGCUAGCAGGCCCUCCCCACCAGAUCCUUCCAUAUGGAGCCAGGGCCAUCACCAUGCUCCUCAGAGCAGGGAGCUGUGGGAGGGGGCUGCACCAAGACCCCUGCACUCAAAACCACAGUAACAUUUGUGAGCUGGCUCAGAAGACAAAUGAACGAUGUAGACAGGAAUUGAAGUCUUUCUUUUAAACAAAAAAUCCACUUCAUUUUCAGUUAACAUGUGCCAUUAAGCAGAUAGCAUCCUGUGGAUUUAGGGAUUUUUUUCAGCCAGAAUGGACCCAGAAGAAUUGAAUGGUGCUUCAAUUGAGAAAUAAUAAUAAAUACAUCUAUAUAGUUUAGACAUCCCACUGUAUAUUAAUUGAGGUUGUGGAAAGUUCUUUAUAUUAUAUAAAACUUAUUUAAAUUUUUCAUAGUUCAUCUUUGAAAAAGUAUAAUUGAUAAAAAUCCAUGAUAUUUUCUGGUAUGAAAGUUUGACAGUAUUAAUAUUUUUUUUAAUAUUUUCUUAAAUCAUUAAGCCAUUUUAAUAUAUGUUAACUACUAAUAAAUGGUUUAUUCUUUCUAACUCCAUAUAAGCUUUUCCAACAAAGAUUGUAAUAACACAUUUAUGUUCUCAUUUUUCUACAAAUAUAAGUAAAUUUAUAUUUUAAAAAAUACCAAAAAGAAAAUAUAUUCAUGUACACAUGCCACACACACACAUAUUACAGAAGACCCUUGGGGUAUCUGAGCUCAGCCUCCCACACAUCACACACACCACACACACACCACACACACACACACACACACACAUUCUCUCUCUCUCUCCAGAGGACCCUUGAGGUUUCUGAGCCUCCUGAGUGCUUAGUGCUGUGUCACCAGGCUGUUUGCAGCCUCGAGUGUUGUCUUUGUGCUGUGUGGGGACGCCAUUGCUGCCUGUACUUACGAUCCUUCCACCAUGGGUUCAAAACGUUCACUCACCAUGUUUACAGAGAACUAUUUUGUACAUAGAGUUUUUCAGGCACGUGCUUUACACCAACCCUGUGUGGCUCUUGUCUGUGUUAGCUGUCACCAUGUGCACACUGACCUGUUUAAGUUCUUUGUGGCUGUCUCACUUGUAAGAUAGGUUCCUAUUUGUUCAGUGCCCUGCCCACAAUACCUUGUAUUUCAAGUCCUAUUGUACUAGAGUACUCUUGUUUCAGUAGUGACUCCCCAAAAACCUCACCCUGACAGAGGUCAGCCCUUGAUGCCCCAGCUCUGGUGACAUCUUAAUCGUCAUGUUCCAAGUCUUUUUUUCUCUAUUAAGGAAGACACUCUGUAAUUGCAUCUCUGUGGCUGUGAGACUGUGUGAAGAAGCUGUUUGUGUAGUCUACAUGUAGGCGCUGUGUGUCCAGCACCGCCUUGCUCUGAACACUGGUAAUUCCAGGUGCUGCGCUCGGCAGAGAGGUCUUGCCAGAGCGCAAGUGUGUGUGUGUGUGUGUGUGUGUGUGUGUGUCCGUCGCAUGACCGGGUGUGGCUGCCUUGGCAUCAGCAGGACAUUGUGUGAAUAGUUACAACGCUUCCAAACUGGAACUCUACAUUUUGUAUCUUUUAAAGCUCCUAUAAGUAAAAUAACUAUUGGCUUUAUUAAAAAUAUACAUUUAAUAGUA
This is a messenger RNA of Jaculus jaculus (lesser Egyptian jerboa), 6299 nucleotides long. RefSeq names its product granule associated Rac and RHOG effector 1 (gene Garre1). NCBI's taxonomy places the organism in Eukaryota, Metazoa, Chordata, Mammalia, Rodentia, Dipodidae. Gene Ontology annotation, biological process: Rac protein signal transduction. Gene Ontology annotation, molecular function: CCR4-NOT complex binding. Bases 801 to 4010 code for a protein of 1069 amino acids. The record is from RefSeq and is a predicted model, not a curated record. The transcript is spliced from 14 exons.